UACCUCUCUGUCAGUCUAACCUGUUUUACUGUCUUUCCCUGUCUGACUGUAGGUUCUCGGGGGUUCCGCCCAGUAACCUAGGCAACAAUACCAAGUUGGUGGAUUGGAUGCCUCAAAACGACCUGUUGGGCCAUGCCAGAACAGUAGCGUUCCUGUCCCACGGUGGUCUGAACAGUAUCUAUGAAGCGAUGUACCACGGUGUCCCUGUAGUGGGACUACCUCUGUUUGGGGACCACUACGACACUAUGACCCGGGUGGAGGCUAAAGGGAUGGGCAUCAUGGUUCACUGGAAGAGUAUGACAGAGGAGGAGCUGUACCAGGCACUGGCCACUGUUAUCAACAAUAACAAGUAUCGUCAGCGUGCCCAGGUGCUCUCUUCCAUCCAUAAGGACCAACCAGGUCACCCGGUAACAAGAGCUGUCUAUUGGAUAAACUACAUCCUCCGUCACCACGGCGCCAACCACUUACGAUCCUCUGUCUACACUGUCCCCACCUACCAGUACUUCCUAUUGGACGUUGUGUUGGUCGUAGGGGCGGGGCUGGCCCUGAUUGGCUACCUGUUUUACCGGAUAGCAGGGCUACUAAGGUCAAAGAUAAAGGUUCAGGAGCGGGGGGGAGAGGUUAGCCACGGUGACGGCGACGACAAGGCAAACGGACAUUGCCAUAGCAACGGAGCGGUCGCUAAUGGGAAGCACAAACGUAACGGAGCGUCAGUGAAGAACGACAAGAAGAUGAAGUGAAGGGGCGGAGUCUGGGGUCAGAGGUCGGAGAGGUCGGAGAGGAAGCUGAUUCUACUGUAGAGAUUUAGGGUUUAAGGGAGAACAGAACACUCCUCGUUCUGGGAGACUGAAGAAAGGCAGGGAUGAGAUGUGUGUGUGUGUGUGUGUGUGUGUGUGUGUGUGUGUGUGUGUGUGUGUGUGUGUGUGUGUGUGUGUGUGUGUGUGUGUGUGUGUGUGUGUGUGUGUGUGUGUGUGUGUGUGUGUGUGGUUCGUUUCGUGGGAAGAGGGUAACAACCAAUGCUUACAAAACAACAACAACAACAACAACCACCAAGGAGCUGGAAAGUCCAAAAGCCCCCCCCCCAUCCCUCCUCUCCUCCCCUCUCUCCCCCUCCCUCCUCUUCUCCUCUCUCC
This is a messenger RNA of Oncorhynchus gorbuscha (pink salmon), 1133 nucleotides long. RefSeq names its product 2-hydroxyacylsphingosine 1-beta-galactosyltransferase-like. Bases 108 to 740 code for a protein of 210 amino acids. Gene Ontology annotation, molecular function: UDP-glycosyltransferase activity. The record is from RefSeq and is a predicted model, not a curated record. The transcript has 3 exons. NCBI's taxonomy places the organism in Eukaryota, Metazoa, Chordata, Actinopteri, Salmoniformes, Salmonidae.